Micromonas commoda is the source of this 11872-nucleotide messenger RNA. RefSeq names its product dynein heavy chain (gene DHC3). Gene Ontology annotation, biological process: microtubule-based movement. Bases 1 to 11691 code for a protein of 3896 amino acids. NCBI's taxonomy places the organism in Eukaryota, Viridiplantae, Chlorophyta, Mamiellophyceae, Mamiellales, Mamiellaceae. Gene Ontology annotation, cellular component: dynein complex. The transcript has a single exon. The record is from RefSeq and is a predicted model, not a curated record. Gene Ontology annotation, molecular function: minus-end-directed microtubule motor activity; ATP binding; dynein light intermediate chain binding.
AUGAACCGGUGCGUCUUCGACGACGCCAUCGUGCAACCCCAGCACGGCCUCGGCUCGAGGGUCGAGCGGCGGUUGGCGCGUGGCGGAGCAGCGGCGCCCGUCGGGGACUCGGACGCGCUCAUAGAGGGCGACGCCGACGCGUUGCUCGUGGAGGCUCCCGAGGGAUACGACCUGCCGACGCGAUCGCUGACGCGCCGCCCGGCGCCGCGCAAGGCGACGGCCGAGGACGUGCCCCCGUACGAUUUCGCGCAAUCCUUCGGCGCGUUCGCGCAGGCGACCAAGCUCACGAAACCGGAGGCGUACGCGGCGGAGAUGACCAUCGCGGCGGAGAACGCCGCGCUCCUUCGCAACUACGCCAUGUACCGAACGCUCUUUCCCAAACCCACGCGGCUGGAGGAGUUCGAAGGGGCGCAGAAGCAGGCGCUGCAGAACUUGAGCGUCGCGCGGGAUAAGUGGGUCGCCGCCGUGCGCAAGACGAUCGUCGUCGGGUUUAAAACCGCGGGCAAAGGCUGGUUCAAUUUAAAGGAAACGGAUCAGACGGCGUACGGGUACGGCAAGCUCAAGCGGUUCAUCAAGACGACGCAGCUGCGCAUGGAGGACACCCUGCGUUCGCUGACGGAGUCCAACGUGCGGGGGUUUCGAGAUUUCGUGCUCGAUCGGUGCGCGCCGAAGCUGACGGUGGCGGCGACGAACGACGUCCGGUUUGAAAAUCCCGAGGAGGAGAGUGCGUUUGGUCCGCUCUUCGCGGUGGACCUCGUCGUCAAGGAGGAUUCCAAAAAGUCGGAAAACUCCAGCUUCCAGUUCACCACGUCCGUCGACCGGUUCGAACCCGCGGUGCUGGACGUGUUCGAGAACGGCGUGUGCUCGCUGCACGGGAUCAAGUCCCUGGAGCCGGGGAUAAUGAGCCACCUGCACUGGACCACGUGGCCGGUCACCGCGUCGGUGCAGAUGACCGAGCCGCUGGUGGCGGAUGCGAGGAGUCGCGUCGCCGACGCCCUCAAAAACUCGGUCGAUUCCCUGAACGCGUACUACUCGCUGUACGACGAACACCUGCCGGUGCUCCGACUGGACGUCAACGCGUACGUCAAGUCGUUGCUGGCGCGAGACGAGAUCGAGGAGGGCGAGGGGCUCCGGCUGUUCACCGGGGAGAUUGCCGAGCACGAAGCCGGGUUGGCGAAGAUUUUGAACACCGUCCCGACGACGCAGGUCGUGGGCCCGUUCAGGGUGAACACGUCCCACGUGCGCGAGUUUCUCGUCGCCAAGUACGAGACGUUGAUCGAGCGGUGCAAGCAGCUCGUCGCGGACGUCCCGAUGCGCGUGUGCGAGGAGGUUUGCCGCGUGUAUAAAGAGUUCAACGCAAAGCUGACGACGCCGGCGGAGGAUCCGGAAUCGGUCAAGGACGUUCGCGACCACGCGGAGACGAUCCCGCUGACGUGCAACCAGCAGAAGGUGGUGCUGGACGAGGCGUACCCGUACCUGGACGCGCUCGAGGCGAUGCGGCGACCGUUGGACGACGGUCUCGGGAAGUUGCUCGCGGCGGCGCAGUUCUACCCGCGGCAGCUGGAGGACACCGCCGGGCUGGUCGAGACGCAGAACGCGGAGCUCAUGCUCAAGUUCCAGGAGGACCAGGCGGCGGAGCAGGACGACUUCUGGAGCCAGGCGAAGAACCUGGAGACGACCGUGUCGGAGCUCGGAGGUUUCACCGACAUGGAGGAGUGCGCGGUUAACGCGGCGCGGGUGGAGGAGAUGAUGGCGGAGCUGAAGGAGCUCCAGGCGAAGGCGGACCUGUACAACUCUCGCGAGGGCAUGUUCGGCGUCAAACAGACGGACUACGGCGCCGUGAAGAAGAUCGCGGAGCAGUUCGACCCGUUCUACCAGUUCUGGACGUACGCCCAGGGUUGGCGAGACGGUUUGGCGCGAUGGAGAGACGGCGCUUUCGUCGAGUUGGACGCCGAGGGCAUGGAUCGCGACGUCGCCGCCGCGUUCAAGGUGAUGUUCAAGAUGGGGAAGGCUUUCAACCAGCGCCAGCUGCCCGACUGCGCCAAGAACUGCGACACGAUCAGGCAGGAGAUCGAGGCUUUCAGGGUUUACGUGCCGUUGGCGCUGGCCAUGCGGUCGCCCGGCAUGCGCGAGAGACACUGGGAGAAGAUCAAGGCGGAUAUCGGUUUGGAGAUUCCGGCGACGGAUCCGGAGUUUACCUUUGGCGCGGCGAUCGAGAUGGGCGUGAAAGACAAGGAGGACGAGAUCGUGGCGGUCUGCGACGUCGCCGGUAAGGAAUACGGCAUCGAGACGGCGCUAGAGAAGAUGCACGGCGAGUGGGAGGGUAUCGCCCUGGAGGUGAAGGAGUACAAGGAGACUGGCACGUACGUGAUUCGAAUCGACGACGAACACGCGCAGAUGCUGGACGACCAGAUCGUCAUGACGCAGGCGAUGUCGUUCAGCCCGUACAAGGCGCCGUUCGCGGACGAGAUCGCGACGUGGGAGAAGACGCUGCGCACGGUCAGCGACGUGCUCGAGGAGUGGCUGGAGGUGCAGAGGUCGUGGCAGUACCUCGAGCCGAUAUUCGGUUCGGACGACAUCAUGGAACAGCUGCCGCUCGAGGGGAAACGCUUCGGCGCGGUGGACCGCCAGUGGCGAAAGACCCUCGUGGUCGCCGAGGAGGAACCCGGCGUGAUCGUCGCGUGCAACAAGAAGGAGCUGCUGGAGCUUUUCAGGGAAUCAAACAGGGUUCUGGACGGCGUUCAGAAGGGCCUGGCGGAGUAUCUGGAGAUGAAACGCCUGGCGUUUUCCAGGUUUUUCUUCCUGUCAAACGACGAGCUCCUGCAGAUUCUGUCGCAGACGAAGAACGCGCUCGCGGUGCAGCCCCACCUUCGCAAGUGCUUCGAGGCCAUCCACUCUCUGGAUUUCGAGAAAGACCUGAAGAUCACCGCCAUGAACUCGGUGGAGGGGGAGAAGGUCCCGUUCUCGGAGCACAUGUACCCCAAGGGCCCCGUCGAGAUCUGGCUGGGCGAGGUGCAGCGUAUCAUGAUUCAAUCGUGCCGACAGAGCAUCAUCGACUCCUUGGUCGAUUACCAGGCGCAGAAGCGCGCGGCGUGGGUCAAGUGCUGGCCCGCGAUGACCGUCCUAGCCGUGGGGUGCACCUACUGGACGUCCGAGGGCGAGACGGCGAUCAAAGCGGGGAAGCUGGCCAAAUGGUUCGACAAGAACAUCUCGCAGCUCAACGAUCUCACAGACCUCGUGCGAGGCAAGCUGUCCAGGCAGGAACGCGGGACGCUCGGCGCGCUCAUCGUCAUCGACGUCCACGCGCGCGACGUCGUCACGUUGCUCCAGAACCAAAAGGUCACGGCGCUCAGCGAUUUCGAUUGGGUCGCUCAGCUGCGCUACUACUGGGAGAGCAAGGAGGACGACGCGCGAGAGCAACCCGGCGAGCUGAACGUCAAGAUGGUCCAGGCGUCCCUGCCGUUCGGUUACGAGUACCUGGGUAACCAGCCGAGGCUCGUGGUGACUCCGCUGACGGACAGGUGCUACAUGACGCUGAUGGGAGCCAUGCACCUGAACCUCGGCGGGGCGCCCGCGGGACCCGCGGGCACGGGCAAGACGGAGACCACGAAGGAUCUCGCCAAGGCGCUCGCGAUGCAGUGCGUGGUUUUCAACUGUUCCGACGGUUUGGAUUACCUCGCGAUGGCGAAAUUUUUCAAGGGUCUGGCGUCGUCCGGCGCGUGGGCGUGCUUCGACGAGUUCAACCGAAUCAACCUCGAGGUGCUCUCGGUCAUCGCGCAGCAGAUUCUGACGAUUCAGAUUGCCAUCCAGCAGAAGCAGAAGAGGUUCAUAUUCGAAAACACCGAGCUCGACCUCGACGCGAGGUGCUGCGUUUUUAUCACGAUGAACCCGGGCUACGCCGGGCGCUCCGAGCUCCCCGAUAACCUCAAGGCUUUGUUCCGCCCCUGCGCGAUGAUGGUUCCCGAUUACGCGCUCAUCGGCGAGAUUUCGCUGAUGUCCUUUGGCUUCAAAAACGCUCGGCCGCUGGCGAGGAAGAUGGUCGCGACGUUUAAGCUCUGCUCCGAACAGCUCUCCGCGCAGGACCACUACGACUACGGCAUGCGCGCCGUGAAGUCCGUCAUCACCGCGGCGGGUAACCUCAAGCGCGAUUUCCCCGAGGACGACGAGGAGAUUCUGCUCCUCCGCGGGUUGAUGGACGUCAACGUGCCCAAAUUUUUGGCCCACGACCUUCCGCUGUUCGAGGGCAUCAUCAGCGAUCUGUUCCCCGGUUCGUCCAAGCCCGAGGCGGACUACAAGGACCUGAUGGCGUCGCUCGAUCAGUCCUGCGCCGAUCUCGGGAUCCAGCCCGUGCCCGCGUUCAUCAACAAGGUGAUUCAGAUGUACGAGAUGACCCUGGUUCGUCACGGGUUGAUGCUCGUGGGUCCAACCGGCGGCGGUAAGACGAUGAACUACCGCGCGCUGUCUACCGCGAUGACCAGGCUCGCGAAGGCUGGCUCGGACAUUUACAAGAAGGUCAAGUACGUGGUUCUGAACCCCAAGUCGAUCACCAUGGGCCAGCUGUACGGCGAUUUCGACCCCGCGACGCACGAGUGGGAGGAUGGCGUGCUCGCGUGUUACAUGCGCGAUUUGUCCGAGGAGCAGACGUUGGACAAGAAGUGGCUCAUGUUCGACGGCCCCGUGGAUGCCAUCUGGAUCGAGAACAUGAACACCGUGCUGGACGAUAACAAGAAGCUGUGCCUCGUCUCGGGCGAGAUCAUUCAGAUGAGCGCGACGAUGACGAUGAUGUUCGAGGUUGAGGACCUGGCGGUGGCGUCUCCGGCGACGGUUUCUCGAUGCGGCAUGAUUUACAUGGAGCCGACCACGAUGGGUUUCACGCCGCUGCUCGACUCCUACCUGCAGUCUCUGCCCGAUCUGUUCCAACCGCACGUCGACAAGUUCCGCGAGAUCUUCGACGCGGUCGUGCCCGGCAUGGAGGGCAUCGUGUUCUUCAUGCGAAAGAACCUGAAGGAGACUGUGACCACGGUGGACACGUGCCUGGUGAAGGGGCAGUUCAACCUGAUGGCCUCGCUGCUCAAGCGGUACGUGCGGGACCCGAUGAAGGGCGAGGAGCCGCUCAGCGGCGAAGAGAGGAGGAACGCGGACAAAGCCGCGGUUCCCCUCUGGAUCUUCUCGAUGAUUUGGUCCCUCUGCGCGUCCGUCACGGGUCCCGGCAGGCCGCAACUGGAGCAGUUUUUCCGUAAGAAAGCCGAGGAGCACGAAUUCGCCAAUUUCAUGCCGCCCGAGGGCAAGGGCGACGCGAGCAUGUACGAGUACUGCUACGACCAGGACAAGUGCAAGUGGGUCGAGUGGAUGCAGACCAUUCCCGAGUACAAGCCCAAUCCGGACCAGGCUUUCGCUUCCAUCAUCGUGCCCACGGCGGACACGGUGAGGUACACGUAUGUCAUCGACAAGUUGCUCCUGAACGACAAGCACGUGCUCUGCGUUGGCGACACCGGCACCGGCAAGACCCUGAACGUCAUGGACAAGCUCAACAACAACAUGCCGGACCUGUACGUCCCGAUGUUCAUGACGUUCAGCGCGCGCACGUCGGCUAAUCAAACGCAGGACUUCCUCGACUCGAAGAUGGACAAGCGGCGCAAGGGCGUGUUCGGGCCUCCGAUGGGUAAGAAGUACGCCAUCCUCAUCGACGAUUUUAACAUGCCGAUGCGCGAGAAGUAUUUCGCCCAGCCGCCCAUCGAACUUUUGAGGCAGUGGAUGGACCACGGCGGCUGGUACGAGCGCCAUCCCCCGUGCCCGUUCCGGACGCUGCAAGACAUGAUCAUCGUGGGUUGCAUGGGCCCUCCGGGCGGUGGUCGCAACCCGGUGAGCAAUCGGAUGCUCCGGCACUUCAACUUCCUCAGCUUCACCGACAUGUCCGACGAGUCCUCUAUCCGAAUCUUUGACACCAUUCUCAACUCGUACCUCACGAAGAAGUUCGACAAGGACGUCGCCGCCCUCUCUUUGCCCAUAUGCGAAGCCACCGUCAACAUCUACAACACGGUGCGAAGAGAUUUGCUCCCGACGCCUGCCAAGUCGCACUACACGUUCAACCUGCGAGAUCUCGCCAGGGUGUUCCAGGGCCUGCUCCGCGCGGACCCGCGCGUGGUCGCCGAGGACAGGAACGAGCUCUACGGCCUGUGGAUGCACGAGAACUUGCGGGUCUUCCAGGACAGGAUGGUGAACAACGAGGACAGGGAGUGGUUCCGCGAGUUGAUCGACGCCACCGCGAAGGAAAAGCUCGGCGUGGGUUGGGACGAGGUUGUCUCCCUGCCCGAGCCCAAGCGCCCUCCCGAGGAGGCGGACAACGACGACUGGGUCCCGCCGCCACGCGUGGACAGGCUCAUCUACGGCGAUUACAUGAUCCCCGGCGCCGAGCCCCGCGUGUAUCAGCGGGUCAAGGACAGGAGCGAGCUCCAACGCGUCGUCGAGGAGGCGCUCGACGAUUACAACGGGGAGACGACCGCGCCGAUGAAACUCGUGAUGUUCCUGGACGCCAUCGAGCACGUGUCGCGGAUCUGUCGCGUCAUCCGGCUGCCGCUGGGCAACGCGUUGCUGCUCGGCGUCGGCGGCAGCGGGCGGCAGUCUCUCACCCGGCUGGCCGCCGCCUUGGAAGAAUUCCACCUCUUCUCGAUCGAAGUCGCCAAGGGGUACGGGAAGAACGAGUGGCGCGACGACCUGCGUAAGGUGCUCCUGAUGGCGGGCGCGGAGGGAAAAGACGUCGUCUUUUUGUUCACCGACACGCAGAUCGUUCAGGAGAACUUCCUCGAGGACAUCAACAACAUCCUCAACAGCGGCGAGGUUCCCAACCUGUGGAAAUCCGAGGACGUGCAGACGAUGACGGAGGCGCUCCGGCCCUUGCUCCAGGCGCAGGGGUUGCCGACGACCAAGAACGCGGUCAACACGUUGUUCAUCACGCGCGUUCGCAGCAACCUUCACUGCGUGCUCGCCAUGUCCCCGGUGAGCGACGAGUUCCGUCAGAGGCUUCGCAUGUUUCCGUCUUUGGUCAACUGCUGCACGAUCGACUGGUUCAGCGAGUGGCCGCUGGAGGCGUUGGAGUCCGUGGCGAACACGUUCCUCGGCGACGCGUCCCUCGAGACCCCCGAGCUCCUGAAGGGCGUCGUCGAUACGUGCGUGUACAUUCACCAGAGCGUCGAGCGCAAGUCCAAGCAGUUCUUUGACGAACUGCGGCGGUUCAAUUACGUCACCCCGACUUCGUACCUGGAGUUGCUCCAGACGUUCAUACGGCUGGUCAAGGAGAAGCGCGAGGAGAUCAACCUGCAAAAGUCGAGGCUUCAGAACGGCCUCGAUAAGCUCUCCGACACCGAGGGUAAGAUCGACGUCAUGAAGCUCGAGCUCGUCGAGCUUGGGCCGGUCAUCGCGAAGACAACCGAGGAGGUGGAGGCCAUGAUCGAGGUCAUCAAGGUGGACACCGCAAAGGCGGACGAGACCAAGGCGCAAGUGCUGGCCCAAGAGGAAGCCGCCAACGCCAAGGCUGCCGAGGCUCAGGCCAUCGCGGACGACGCUCAGGCCGAUCUCGACAAGGCGCUCCCCGCGCUGGAUCAGGCGCUCAACUCGCUCAAGCUGCUGACCAAGGCUGACAUCGUCGAGGUCAAGGCGAUGCGCAACCCGCCAGCCGGCGUCCGGCUGGUCAUGGAGGUCGUGUGCAUAAUCUUCGGGCAGAAGCCCAAGAUGGUCGAGGACAAGUCCCCGGGCGCCAAACCGGGCGCCAAGGUCGCCGACUACUGGGAAGCAUCCUCUAAGAUGGUCCAGGACCCCGUCGCGUUUCUCAGCUCGCUCUUGGAGUUUGACAAGGACGGCAUCACCGCCGAGACGAUUGAGAAAGUGGAGCCCUACAUUCAGCGGGACGAUUUCAAGCCGGAGAUCAUCCAGAAGGUCUCGAAGGCGUGCACGUCCAUCUGCAAGUGGGGCAUCGCGAUGUACACGUACUACAUGGUGUCCCUGCAGGUUGCGCCCAAGCGAGCGGCUCUCGCCGAGGCGCAGGCGAGUUUGGAGGUUACCAAGAAGGAGCUCGCGGCGGCGAAGGAGACUCUGGCCGAGGUGGAGGCCAAGGUGGCCGGCCUCAACGCCAAGCUCGACGAGGCCAACGGCAAGAAGAAGGACCUCCAGGACCAGUCGGACAGGUGCGAGGCCCAGCUCGAGCGCGCCGGUAAACUCAUCGGCGGUUUGGGCGGCGAGAAGGUUCGAUGGAACAACACCAUCGUGGCUCUCGACGAACAGCUCGGCCGCGUCGUCGGCGACGUGGUCAUCUCCGCGGGCGUCGUCGCGUACAGCGGCCCGUUCACGCCCUCUUUCCGGACCGACCUGCUCAAGGAGUGGUCGGAACGCAUGGUGGACGCGAACGUUCCCCAUACCCCGGGCGCGGAUAUAACGUCGACGCUGGCCGACCCGGUGCAGAUUCGCUCUUGGAACAUAGCCGGGUUGCCCUCCGACGGUCAGUCGGUGGAGAACGGCAUCAUCGUCGCCAAGGCCCGUCGCUGGCCGCUGAUGAUCGACCCGCAGGGCCAGGCGAACAAGUGGAUCAAGAACAUGUGCAAGGAAUCCGGCAUCGACGUCAUCAAACUGUCCAACAAGGAUUACCUCCGGACUCUGGCCAACGCCAUCCGCUUUGGCCGCGCCGUGUUACUCGAGAACAUCGGCGAACAGCUGGACGCCGCGCUCGAGCCCCUGCUGCAGAAGCAGACGUUCAAGCAGGGCGGCAGCGAGGUGAUCAAGAUGGGCGACGACAUCAUCCCCUACCACCCGGACUUCAGGUUCUACAUGACGACCAAGAUGCGCAACCCACACUAUCAGCCAGAGGUGAGCGUGAAGGUUUCGCUGCUCAACUUUUUCGUCACGCUCGACGGCCUGGAGGAUCAGCUCCUCGGCACGGUGGUGAUGCAGGAGCGGCGCGACCUCGCCGAGGCGAAGAACCAGCUCGUGGUGUCCAACGCGCGCAUGAAGGCGCAGCUCAAGGACCUCGAGGAUAAGAUCCUGUACAUGCUGAGCAACAGCACCGGGAACAUUCUCGACGACGAGGAGCUCAUAAAUACCCUCGCGCAGUCCAAGGUCACCUCCGACGACAUCACGGAGAAGGUCGCCGAGGCCGAGGUCACGGAGAGGGACAUCGACCAGACCCGAGAGAAGUACCGGCCGGUCGCGACGCGGGCGUCCGUGCUCUUUUUCUGCAUCAGCGACCUCGCCAUCGUCGAUCCGAUGUACCAGUACAGCCUGGCGUGGUUCAUCUCGCUCUUCAUCCGCGGCAUCGAAGAGGCGGAUAAACCGGAGGAGAUGGAGGACGAGGAGGCGCGCGCCAAGCUCCCGGCGGACGACGUCGAGGCUCGCAUCGAGAUUCUCAACGAGUACUUCACCUACUCGCUGUACAACAACAUAUGCCGGUCGCUGUUUGAGCGGCACAAGCUCAUGUUCUCGCUGUUGCUCUGCGUGGCCAUCAUGCAGCAGCGGGGCGAGAUCGACGCGCAGGAGUGGCGGUUCUUACUCGCCGGUCCCACGGACACCAACAUCUCCGCGAAGAACCCCGCACCCGAGUGGGUAACCGAGAAGGUCUGGAUCGAGGUGGUCAACGCGUCCAACCUGCCCGCCUUUGCCGGAUUCUCCGACGCCUUCGCCGCGAGCGUGGACCACUACAGAAAAUACUUUGAGAGCGGCGAGGCGCACCGUUUCCCUCUGGAUGACACCUUCGACGGAAAGCUGAACGAGUUCCAGAAGCUGCUGGUGAUUCGGUGCAUCCGACCCGAUCGGUUCAUGCUCGGCGUCACCGACUUUGUGUCUGCAAAGUUGGGCAGCCGGUUCAUCGAGCCGCCGCCUUUCGACUUGGAGGCUUGCUACGCGGAAUCCAGGGUGGACGCGCCGCUCAUCUUCGUGCUGUCCUCGGGUGCGGAUCCGAUGGCGGACCUCCUCAAACUGUGCGAGGAGAAGGAGAUGCUGCAGCGGUUCGACCAGGUGUCGCUGGGCCAGGGACAGGGGCCCAAGGCGGAGGCGAUGAUCGAGAGGGCCAUGGAGGAGGGCAUGUGGGUGUGUCUGCAAAACUGCCACCUGGCGGAGUCGUGGAUGCCCAAGCUCGACGUCAUCUGCGAGACGAUCGACGCCGAGGCCGUGCACCCUGACUUCAGGCUCUGGCUCUCCGCCAUGCCGUCCCCCGCGUUCCCGGUUGCGAUCCUGCAGAACGGCAUCAAGAUGACGCUCGAGCCCCCUAAGGGUUUGAAAGCCAACCUGAUCCGAUCGUACACGAGAAUCACGGAUGAGUACAUGGACGAGUGCAAGGACCCGGCGAGCCACAAGAAGCUGCUGUUCUCCAUCUGUCUCUUCCACGCCGUGAUCCAGGACAGGCGCAAGUUCGGCCCGCUGGGUUGGAACAUCCGGUACGACUUCACCGACGGCGACCUCAACAUGUGCCAGCGCCAGAUCAAGAUGAUGAUUGACGACUACGAGGAGAUCCCCUACAAGGUGAUCCGCGUCUUGUGCGGAGAGAUCAACUACGGAGGAAGGGUCACGGACGACAAGGACAGGAGGCUGAUGAACAACCUGCUGAACAACUACAUCAUCCCCGAAGUUCUCACCGACGACUUCACCUUCAGCCCCAGCCCGACGUACCCCAGCCCCAAGGCUCAAAACGUGGAGGAGUUUGUCGAGUUUAUCAAGUCGCUCCCGCUGAUCCCGCAGCCCGAAAUCUUCGGCCUGCACGAGAACGCCGACAUCACCUGCGACCAGAACGAGACGUACUCCAUGUUCGAGACGAUCCUGUCGCUCCAACCCAGAGUCGCCGCGGGCGGCGGCUUGUCCAGGGAGGAGGUCAUCGGAGCCGCGGCGCGGGACAUCUUCGAUCGAUGCCCCUCGCCCUUCGACAUCGACGCCGUCGGUCACAAGUACCCCACCGACUACAACCAGUCCAUGAACACCGUGCUGACGCAGGAGUGCAUCAGAUACAACAACCUCAUCGUCGUGAUGCGCAGGACCCUGCAGGAGUCGCUCAAGGCGCUCAAAGGUCUGGUCGUGAUGACGGAUGAGCUGGAGGCGGUGACGGAUUCAAUCUUCGACAACCAGGUGCCCGACGCGUGGGCCAGCAAGGCGUACCCGUCGCUGAAGCCCCUGUCGUCGUGGGUGUUGGACCUGCUGGAGCGCAUCAAGUUCAUCAACGGGUGGAUCGAUAACGGCCCGCCCCCGGUCUACUGGAUCAGCGGAUUGUUCUUCCCGCAGGCUUUCCUGACGGGGACGCUUCAAAACUACGCUCGCAAAAACGGAUUCGCCAUCGACUCCAUCCAGUGGAACUUUGUCGUCCAGGACACUAAAACCUACGAAAACACAACUGAACCGCCGCAGGACGGCUGCUACAUCACCGGGUUUUUCCUGGAGGGCGCGCGAUGGGAUUACGACACCCACUUGCUCACCGAGUCGAGGCCGAAGGAGCUCUACACGGAUUUCCCGCUGAUGUGGCUCGAGCCGUGCAAAGACCGCGUGGCACCGACGUCCGGGGUGUACAACUGCCCGGCGUACAAGACGCUGACGCGCGCUGGGGUCUUGUCCACCACCGGACACUCCACCAACUUUGUGAUGUACCUGGAGGUGCCCACGGAUAAGAGCGAGUCGCACUGGAUCAACAGCUCGGUGGCGCUCUUCACGGCGCUCAUGUUUUGAUUUGAUGUCGACUUGACGAGCGCAAUCGGAGAGCCGUUUCAGAGCGGAGAGAGAAAGAGAAAGAAAGAGAGAGAGAGAGAGAGAGAGAGGGAAGAAGGCCCCGCGGGCGCGUUCGAUCAGGUGGAUGAUUUAACCGUCGUCUCGCGCGCGGGGCGUGUACCAUCAAGAUAGCCAAACACCU